AUUUUACACGCGGCCAUCUCGAGUCGCCGGUCUCGACGCUACGUACGCACUGGUGCAACUACUCCCUCUCGAGCCUGCCAUCAAGAAGCCGCCGUACUUGCCGCGUCCCGCGUGCGCCGCGCCCCAGUUCCCAUGCCGUUCCCCUGCUUCGCCGCCGGCGCCCGAGGUGGCGGCGACCCGUCCGUGGCAGCGGCGCCAUCCUCCUCGGCGACGUCCGUCUACUGGACCCACCUCGGCGGCGUCACGCUGACGUGGUCCCGCGCUCCGAUCGGCCUCCUCCUGGCCGCGGAGCUUCGUCUCGCCGGGGACGGCGGCGACGACGACACCGCGCCCGCGCGGUUCGCGUUCCGGCCGUGGCUCCCGUGGCGGCGGCGCGGGUCGAAGCGGUUCUCCGCGCCGGGCGGCCGCGCCGUCAAGUUCUCGUGGGACCUGUCGCGCGCGCGCUUCGCCGCCACGGGACGCCGGCCGGAGCCCGUGUCCCGGUACUCCCUGCACGUCUCGGUGGACGGCGAGCUCGCGCUGGCCGUCGGGGACCACGCGUCGUCCGCCGCGGGGCUCCUCCUCUCCCGCCGUGAGAACGCCGCCGUCGCCGACGACGGCCGAGGCGAGGCCUACUCGACCACCGUCAGCGUCGCGGGCGAGAGGCACGACGUGUCCCUCGCCGUGGAGGGCUCCACCAUGUGGGUCGCCAUCGACGGCGAGAAGGCUCUCCAGGUGCGCCGGCUCCGGUGGAAGUUCCGCGGCAGCGAGAGGCUGGACCUCCCGAGCGGCCGCCGCAUCCGUGUCACGUGGGACCUCCACGGCUGGCUCUUCUGCCCGGACGCGGCCGCCGUCUUCGUCCUCCGGUUCGAAACCUCUGACGACGCGGACGACGAGGACGACGUGGACGAGGACGACGACGACGGCGGCGGCGCCAGCCCGCACGUGCAGAGGCAGAGUUCUUUCAGUUUCAGGAACCACCACCAGGCACACGGCGGUGGCGGCGAGAGCUGGUACAGCAGCGACAGCGAUAGGAGGGGGUGGAGGCGCGGUCCGUUCAGGUCGGGCUCGGACACAUCGCCGUCAGUGUCGGUGGCGUCGACGUCCGCCGCGUCGUCGGCCGGCAGCGUGGCCACGGUGUCGGAGUGGGCGGCCGCGGAGGAGGCGGCGGCGGCGCUCAAGGACGGCGGUGGGUUCUCCCUCGUCGUCCAGCUCUGGAAGAAGAGGAGAUAGUGGUAAGUGCGUCGCCGCCAAUCCAUUGCACUGCCUGCCGAGCAUUGCAUGGAAGAAGUAGAAGAUCGUAGAUCGAUCUCGCUCGUGCUUGGAAUUUGGAAACCAAUGCAUGUCGGAGCGGAGAGGAAAGAUUUUUUUUUUUUGGUUGUCAAACUGGAUGAUGAACAAUCUGCGAGUAAAGUAAAGCUUUGAUCUGUCGUGCUUUUUCUGUAUGCGAGUCGGUCCAUAAAAUGGCAACGAAUUCAAAACAUGGCGAUUUGAUC
Messenger RNA from Sorghum bicolor (sorghum), 1475 nucleotides. RefSeq lists its product as uncharacterized. The transcript has a single exon. NCBI's taxonomy places the organism in Eukaryota, Viridiplantae, Streptophyta, Magnoliopsida, Poales, Poaceae. The coding region runs from base 133 to 1212 and encodes 359 amino acids. The record is from RefSeq and is a predicted model, not a curated record.